AGAGAAAACAGGAGAAACUUCACGCGUAUAAAAGGAGCACUCCCCUCCCCCUUUUUCCAAAUACCAUAAUUCUUUGUUACUUUCGCCACACCAAAAAGUUUUUUCCCUGUUAUUUUUUAAAGAUUUUUUGUUGUUGUUUUUUUGAUAGUGAGCGCCCAUGCCGGUCUACGAGAUCGCUGCGAAGAAGAAGGGGAACCUCCUGCGCAGCGUCAAGAGGGCAGAGGCGCAGGCGGAGAAUGACCGCGACCGCGUUCAAGAGGAAGGAGACGAAGAGGAGGACGAGGAGGAGCUGGUGGACGAUGACGACGACAUCGUGACGGACUCCGAUGCCGAGGCUGCGGUAGAGGAGGAAGAGGGAGAAGAGGAAGAGAAGAAGGCGGCGCCGUCUCCAGCCGCAGAUGCCACCAGGGUCGAGUUCAACGAGCCAGCGCAGUGGGUGGAGCGCAUGGCCCUCACGUCCACACGCUCUCUCCCGAGCGACCUGAACGCCGACGACGACCCGAAGCGCGAGGAGGCUUUUAUUCAGCAGACCUUGCUGUCCGUGGCGCGUGGCAUUUCCUUGUUAGAGGAGGCGAACGUGCCGUGGAAGCGGCCGGAUGACUACUACGCGGAGAUGUACAAGAGCGACGUGCACAUGAAUGACGUGCGCCAGGCGAUGGAGGCGUCGAAGGCACGCAUUGAGGCCCAGGCGCACCGCCGCUCCAUGAAGGAACAGAAGAAAUACGGCAAGGAAGUGCAGGCGGAGGUGCUGCGGCAGCGGGCCAAGUACAAGCGGGACAUGCAGGACAACCUCAGCGACUGGCGCAAGAAGCGACGCGGCAACGACGACGCCCUGCGCGGCAUCGUCGACGAAGACGAGGACGGCGGGAGGGGGGCGAAGCGGACGAAGACGCAAAACACUCCACGUGCUCGUAACCUCCACCCUGGUGGCAAAAAGCGCCCCGGUAAGAACGCGCGUCACCGCCGCUAA
Messenger RNA from Leptomonas pyrrhocoris, 970 nucleotides. RefSeq lists its product as hypothetical. The coding region runs from base 158 to 970 and encodes 270 amino acids. The transcript has a single exon. Lineage: Eukaryota; Euglenozoa; Kinetoplastea; Trypanosomatida; Trypanosomatidae. The record is from RefSeq and is a predicted model, not a curated record. Gene Ontology annotation, cellular component: nucleolus; nuclear periphery; preribosome, large subunit precursor. Gene Ontology annotation, biological process: ribosomal large subunit biogenesis; rRNA processing.